Messenger RNA from Pseudophryne corroboree (corroboree frog), 1392 nucleotides. RefSeq names its product paraneoplastic antigen Ma2-like. NCBI's taxonomy places the organism in Eukaryota, Metazoa, Chordata, Amphibia, Anura, Myobatrachidae. The transcript has a single exon. The coding region runs from base 1 to 1392 and encodes 463 amino acids. Gene Ontology annotation, molecular function: nucleic acid binding; zinc ion binding. The record is from RefSeq and is a predicted model, not a curated record.
AUGGAAAAUGUAACUGGAGGUGAUGUUUAUAAGUGGUGUGUAGAGAAGGGAAUAGACCGUAGAUGUAGUUUUGGCUUGGGGGGAGAUUUUGAUGGGAUUAGUGAUGAAUUGGUACUGAAGGAAGUAGUCAAACUAUAUGGAGUAUGUCAUCCGUAUGUGGUAGAUAGAUGGAAGGGUUCUGUAGGUAACACGGUUGUAUUAUUAAUCAGCAAUGAUAAUAGUUUAGACUCUAUACUGUUACCAGGAAUGAUAGCGCUUGAAAGUGUUCCGGCAAGACGGAUGAAAAUUCUUUGGCCGGAAAUGAGUGGAGAUGGGGGAGAAGGAGAUAUCCCAGAGGUACCAAAUCAAAUGGAGGAUAUUGCUGUUGAUGGACAAGACAAAUCGAUGGGUGUGAAUGUAGACACCGGCCGUUGCUCCUCUGCUGAAGCAGUGGUAGAUAAAGUUGUCAGCCAAUUGGAAAGGUGGCAAUUUGAAGGGGGGUAUCGGAGGCUGAGAAUAUUCUCGGGGAUCAUCCCUGUUCCAGCUGGCGAAGAAAAUUUUGAAUUGUGGAGAGAAGCCGCCGUUCAACAUUCUGAAGAGUGGCAAUGCCCGGAGCAUGUAAAAAGACAAAGAGUAGUGGAAAGUUUGAGGGGACCUGCGAUGGGAGUUAUUCAAGCCACCAGGAGGAGCAACCCUAAAGCCACACUGGGUGAUUACCUAGAAGCGUUAGACUUCUCUUAUGGCACCUUAGAAGAUGUGGAAGAUCUGUUGGCGCGAUUGAAUAGUACAUACCAGGAAUAUGGAGAGUCAUUGACUCAUUAUAUAUAUCGGGUGGAUAGGUUAAUAUACAAAAUCAUCGAUAAAGGAGGAAUGAAUAAGACACAAGCCGAUGAAAAUCGAAUUAAGCAGGUAUUGAAAGGGGCUCUCACCAGUAGUCCAGUGGCACAAAAGUUAAGAUGUACCAUGUGCAAGGCGAGUCCCCCCACUUUAAGUGAGUUGGUAAGGGAGGUUAAACUUGAAGAGGUACAGAUCGAGAAUCGAGAAAAAACUAUAAAAAAGGUGAAAGUUGUGAUACCUGCCCCAGAUAAGCCGUCGCUGGAUGAACGGUUAUUAACUCUAAUAGAGGAACAAAACAAGAAAAUUGAGCAGUUGAUUGCCCUACAGUCCAGUAAAAGCUCUCAGCCGUAUAGGAUGUUCGGAAAUUAUGGACGUGGUCAAGGGAUGAACCGCAGAGGAGAGAAUCGGAAUCCAUUAAUAUGCUAUGCGUGUGGUCAGGUGGGACAUCGAGCUUUUGAGUGUCCGGUUACUGAUUCAGAACAAAGGGAGAACCGAGGAUACAAUCGACAGAGAUCAUCCCCGUCGGAGAACUUAGGCGGGAGUUCUGUGGCCCCCUCACAGACUCCCCAAUCAUAA